CCAAGGGGAAGGCCUGGACCGCUGGGCGCUGGGCGCGGACGCGGGCCCCGGGGGCGCGGGCCGAGCGGCAGGUGCGCGGCGCGGACUACAAGUCCCAGCAUGCCCAGCUACCCUGACCCGGCCCCCGCUGCCACUUAAAAGCUUCGGGAGCCGCAGCCGUCGGGUCGCCGCGGCUUUCGCUUUGCAGCCGCGGCUGGGCGGGCGGGAGCGGCGGGCUUGGCAGCCGGCAGUCCUAGCGUCCGGGCUCCGGCUGCGCCGAAGGGCGCUCUUCGUCCGGUCCUCCCCGCGCGCGGAAUCCCUCCCGAGGCGCCCGCGCCCCCGGGUUCCCCGCCUCGCCCACCCCGCGGCCCCGAUGCCGAGGCAUGGAUAGAGCGGCGCUGCGCGCGGCGGCGAUGGGAGAGAAGAAGGAGGGCCGCGGCGGGGGGGACGCGGCGGCCGCGGACGGGGGCCCCGGGGCCGCGGCCAGUCGGGCGCUGCAGCAGUGCGGGCAGCUCCAGAAGCUCAUCGACAUCUCCAUCGGCAGCCUGCGCGGGCUGCGCACCAAGUGCGCCGUGUCCAACGACCUCACCCAGCAGGAGAUCCGGACCCUGGAGGCGAAGCUGGUUCGGUACAUUUGCAAGCAGCAGCAAUGCAAGCUGAGUGUGGCUCCUGGCGAGAGGACCUCAGAACUCAACAGCUACCCUCGCUUCAGUGACUGGCUGUGUACCUUCAAUGUGAGGCCGGAGGUGGUGCAGGAGAUCCUCAGCGAGCUCACACUGGAUGCCCUGCUGGACAUGAACGAGGUCAAGGUGAAGGAGACGCUGCGGCGCUACGGGGCCAACGCCGAGGAGUGUGGCCGCCUGCAGUACGCCCUCGCCUGCCUGCGGAAAGUGACAGGUCUGGGAGGGGAGCACAAAGAUGACUCAGGCUGGAGUUCAUUGGACGCCCGGCGGGAAAGUGGCUCGGGGCCUUCCGCGGACACCCUCCCGCCAGCCGGCCCGCCCUGGCCCCCAGGGAGCACCCAGCUGGGCAGAAUGGGCAGCGGUGCCCAGGGCCCACGCUCCGUCUCCGUGUCGGCUCUGCCCACCUCGGACUCCCCGACCCCAGGCCCCUGCGAGGGCCUCGCGGACACCUGUAUCCCCCUGCACGCCAGCGGCCGGCUGACCCCCCGCGCCCUGCACAGCUUCAUCACCCCGCCGACCACGCCCCAGCUGCGAAGGCACACCAAGCUGAAGCCACCGCGGACGCCGCCCCCGCCCAGCCGCAAGGUCUUUCAGCUGCUGCCCAGCUUCCCCACGCUCACCCGGAGCAAGUCCCAUGAGUCUCAGCUGGGGAACCGCAUUGACGAGGUCUCCCCAAUGAGGUUUGAUCUCCCGUACGGAUCCCCACAGAUGGUACGAAGGGACAUCGGGCUGUCGGUGACUCACAGGUUCUCCACCAAGUCUUGGCUGUCGCAGGUCUGCCACGUGUGCCAGAAGAGCAUGAUGUUUGGAGUGAAAUGCAAGCACUGCAGAUUGAAGUGUCACAACAAGUGUACAAAAGAAGCCCCUGCCUGUAGAAUAUCCUUCCUUCCACAACCUAGGCUUCGGAGGACAGAAUCUGUCCCCUCGGACAUCAACAACCCGGGGGAUAGAGCAGCUGAGCCCCAUUUCGGAACCCUCCCCAAAGCACUGACAAAGAAGGAGCACCCUCCAGCCAUGAACCACCUGGACUCCAGCAGCAACCCGUCCUCCACCACGUCCUCCACGCCCUCCUCGCCGGCACCCUUCCCGACAUCGUCCAAUCCAUCCAGUGCCACGACGCCCCCCAACCCGUCUCCCGGCCAGCGGGACAGCAGGUUCAACUUCCCAGCUGCCUACUUCAUUCAUCAUAGACAACAGUUUAUCUUUCCAGACAUUUCUGCAUUUCCACAGGCGGCCCCGUCCCCUGAGGCAGCAGACAGUACCCGGCUCGACAACCAGCCAAAAGCAGACGUGUUGGAGGAUCAUGAAGGGGAGGCCGAGGAGACAGAGGCCGGCAAGUCAGAGGCCGAGGACGACGAGGACGAGGUGGACGACUUGCCGAGCUCCCGCCGGCCCUGGCGGGGCCCCAUCUCUCGCAAGGCCAGCCAGACUAGCGUGUACCUGCAGGAGUGGGACAUCCCCUUUGAGCAGGUGGAGCUGGGCGAGCCCAUCGGGCAGGGCCGCUGGGGCCGCGUGCACCGAGGCCGCUGGCACGGCGAGGUGGCCAUCCGCCUGCUGGAGAUGGACGGCCACAACCAGGACCACCUGAAGCUGUUCAAGAAAGAGGUGAUGAACUACCGGCAGACGCGGCAUGAGAACGUGGUGCUCUUCAUGGGGGCCUGCAUGAACCCACCCCAUCUGGCCAUCAUCACCAGCUUCUGCAAAGGACGGACAUUGCACUCAUUUGUGAGGGACCCCAAGACGUCUCUGGACAUCAACAAGACCAGACAGAUUGCUCAGGAGAUCAUCAAGGGCAUGGGAUAUCUACAUGCCAAGGGCAUUGUGCACAAAGAUCUCAAAUCCAAGAACGUCUUCUAUGACAACGGCAAAGUGGUCAUCACAGACUUCGGGCUGUUUGGGAUCUCGGGCGUGGUCCGAGAGGGACGGCGUGAGAACCAGCUGAAGCUGUCACAUGACUGGCUGUGCUACUUGGCCCCGGAGAUUGUCCGCGAGAUGACCCCCGGGAAGGACGAGGACCAGCUGCCAUUCUCCAAAGCUGCUGACGUCUAUGCAUUUGGGACUGUUUGGUAUGAACUUCAAGCAAGAGACUGGCCCUUUAAGAACCAAGCUGCAGAGGCCUUGAUCUGGCAGAUUGGAAGUGGAGAGGGAAUGAAGCGCGUCCUGGCCUCCGUCAGCCUGGGGAAGGAAGUCACUGAGAUCCUAUCUGCCUGCUGGGCUUUCGACCUGCAGGAGAGGCCCAGCUUCACCUUGCUGAUGGACAUGCUGGAGAAACUGCCCAAGCUGAACCGGCGGCUCUCCCACCCCGGCCACUUCUGGAAGUCCGCUGAGCGCUGGCGGAGCCGCUACUACGGGAAAGGACGUUACGGCCACCUGGACUUUAAGAACUCCUUUCCGGUUCUGGAGGAACACAUUAACAGCAGCAAAGUUGUACCCCGGUUCGAAAGGUUUGGCUUGGGCGUCCUGGAGCCCAGUAAUCCAAAGAUGUAGCCAACUUGUGCACUUUUUCUGCCGAUGGCUUUCUCUCUUAAACGCGGUCCUGAAACAUCCCAACAACCGCCAACGACGAAAACGAAAACCCUCUCCGAGACAUCGGUCCACCCUCCCAAGUGCCGCAAACCAGGAACGCAACUCAUCGAUUCAGACCUUUCGUCCACGGAAACACCCGGGCUGGCAAUGGAGCUGCACCUGCUGUUUGUCUUAAAGUGACAUCACCAACAACCAGACCCGCCCUGACAGGCAGCAAACGUUUACACAUACGUCUCUGUGGAGUGAACUCGCUGUUUUACAACAGGUACUAAGAAAAAGUGCUCUGCAGAAGUGGGCUGGCACCACCUGCCAGGCUGGUGGAAGCGACCCCACCCCCCCUCCCCGGAGGCCCCUGUCGGCAGUGAGAAGGAAGAAAAGCACGGUGACUGUGGCUGUUCUCGGGGUAGGAUGGGGACCACAAGGUUCGACCUGGACUCUGCUUUGGCCCUAAACCCCAUCCGUGGGGAGUCUCCCUCUGUAGGGUUCUCCCCCGUCCUACCGGAAGGACACUGUCCCUUUUUCCUGUGGCAGAGGAAACCCUGGCUAGGAACCAAGCUGGAUUAUGAGGGUCGGGGGUUCCCAGCGAGCUGGGGUUCUCAUUCGGCCCCAGGGAUGCAGCCCCUACCUGCCAGAAAAGUAGAGACGGCUGAAACCCAAAUAACAUCUGGACUGACCCAGUGGUUGGUAGCCAGGGUUUGUACGGCCUGUAGAGAGCUUUUCUUCUCGCGGCUUCCAGGAAGGCAGACGCUAAGGAGCUGGGACUCAUCCGUGUCCCUGGCUCACAUGUGAGCGAAGAGGCUAAGAGCGAAGGCCCAGCCCCACAGCUGUGGACACCAUGAAGGCUUGAUUGGUGAGAAGAAAGAAGGUAGGGGGAGAGAGAAGUGGCAGGCAGUAGGGUCCCUGAGCCCACCCUCCCAGCCACAGGGUGACCUGGCUCUUUGGGAGCCCGUCAGCAGUCAUGCCAAGGUUCGGAACUGCCCACCUCUUCUCCCCCAGCCCUUUUCGAAGUCCUUGCCACUCCUGAGUCUUCCACUGCCCACAUCUGAGUUCUCGGCUGGGACGGGAGGCCCGUGCCCCCCACGCCUUUCAUCUGGACCCACCCGGCCCCCAGUCUUCAGAGCCUUCCGUGAACCGAGUCCGGGCCACUUGCGUACAUUUGCGCCAGAAGGAGGGGCUUGACUGGGGAAAGUCGGUGACGUGAGAGCAUCCUGUCUGUCUUCGUCAGAAGCCGUCACCUAAAGAGAAAAGUUCCAAACGGGAGAGAAGCCUUCAGUGGACGUUACGCCAUGUUAGGCCCCAAACCAGAACUGACCAAGGGUGACGAGGGUGGAGACGUGGUUGGAUUCAGACCCAGAACCUGUGUCCAUGCUCUGAGCCAAGAUGGGGAGGUGUGUGGGCCACCCAUCCCUUUCAUUUAGACUCCCCCAGCAAAGCUCCCAAUCUUCAGAGCCUUCCCUGGAGUCUGGCCACAAUGUCCUGGGAAGUGGGCCGCGGCCUCGAAGUCGUAGGGCCACCUUCCUGUCUCUGGGUCAGAUGCCCCCCGGCCCGAUCCACACUCGCUUGGAGAGCGCAGCUGUGCAGCCGGGCAAGGUAUCCAGGCUCCCGCCCCCCAUGAGCGCCCCAGACCCGAGCUCCUUUCCCUUCCUGGUCGGGGAAGACAGGAGCUGACACCCAGCUAGGGUCAGCCCCGGGUGGCUCUUCCCUCCUCCGUGAGACUGCUGGUCUCAUCCUGUCAUCCCUUGGCCUCCCCCGUGGGCGUCACGCCCGCAGGUCAGUUCAAGAAGCUUUCGUCGAAUACCUACGGUGUCUUAUGCAAGUUCAGGGACCCACGAUGGGAGGCGUCACAGUCCCUGCCCUUAAGGAAUUGACACUUUGCCAGGAACCCUGAAGGAGAGCCGAAGGCCUGGGGGACACCCCCUUCGUCUUCAGGGCCCUGGACGGCCCCCCAGCUCUUGGCCUAGCCUCUGUGCUGCCUGUCAUUUAAAAAAAAAAAGAAAAAAAACGUGGUCCCCUUCUCCUUCCGUCUCUUUAAGUGACUGUGAAUUGAGGUUGGGAACACGUGCUUGUCCUUCUGUGUGCUCUCCCCGUCUGCCAUGGAAACACACGAAGGACGGCAGAUACUGUGAAUUCAGCCCUCACGGCCAGCCGUGAAGGGGACGGAGAAGCUGGGAGGCCCUCCUUGGCGAGAGCUCUGGGGGCUGCGGAGUCCCCAGCGGGGUCUGAGUGGAGCCCAAGCUUUGGUCCUUCUUUACAGCGGGCCCCCAGUCCCCAACGUCCCCUCCCAAACCCUAGGGCCCAUGUCCCCGCUGCCUUUAUUCUCCCAAGCCGCAGUCCCUGGGUCUCCAUCCAACUCGAGAUCCCGAAUCCCAGCAAGCUCCCCGUUAGUCGAGGGCAGUGUAGCGGUGUUGACCUCUCUCGCGUCACCAAAUCCGCGCAGGGCGCUGGAAUCCUGCCCCGUCGUGGCCUUUCUUCUUGUGAUCACAGGGGGCAGCUGUGCGCCCUGUAAGCCUGUAUUGCCGUGGUUCUGUGUUGAUUUGGGGGGGGGGGGGGGGCGGGGUGGAAACACAAAUGUGAAGCCAUUUAGGGAGCUCAUACGAUGCUGCAGUGUUAGCCAGGAUUUCAUCAGUGUGUGUAAAGCCAGCGUCUUCCGUGGCCACAGGCACACGCCUGCUUGUUUUUUGAAUGUGAUGUAAAAUUUGUACAGUAAAAGUUUUUAUAUUUUCUAUCAACUGCAUUUGUCUUCCAGAAAUGCUAUUAAUUUAAAUUAAAACGGUUAGUAUUCAUGAACGUGCUGUCAGCAGUUUUUUGCCACUGGCAAGGACACAUCCUUUGUGCCAGGCCAAGCCUGGGUGUCUGGAGUUUGUGAAUAAAAUUGUACCAAGGUG
This is a messenger RNA of Acinonyx jubatus (cheetah), 6073 nucleotides long. RefSeq names its product kinase suppressor of ras 1 (gene KSR1). Gene Ontology annotation, molecular function: ATP binding; protein kinase activity. The record is from RefSeq and is a predicted model, not a curated record. The coding region runs from base 363 to 3149 and encodes 928 amino acids. The transcript has 21 exons. Lineage: Eukaryota; Metazoa; Chordata; Mammalia; Carnivora; Felidae. Gene Ontology annotation, biological process: protein phosphorylation.